This is a messenger RNA of Cephus cinctus (wheat stem sawfly), 2864 nucleotides long. RefSeq names its product probable serine/threonine-protein kinase nek3. Bases 244 to 2760 code for a protein of 838 amino acids. The record is from RefSeq and is a predicted model, not a curated record. The transcript is spliced from 2 exons. Lineage: Eukaryota; Metazoa; Arthropoda; Insecta; Hymenoptera; Cephidae.
ACCUAUCGCCGAGAGCAGCCUGAUGCCCGUUAUGUGGGUACCUCUCUAAUCACUACUUUACGGUAGUAUGCAAGGCGAAUUAAAGUGUUCCAAGCGACAGGUGAAUUGGUCGAAGCUGAUAGAUCCUAAUAUCCCCUCUUUGACAAUUGAGACCAGACCGACCAGACUCUUUGCUUAUGCUUCGAAUUCUUCCGACAAAGAACCACCUGAUUUUCAUCUUGAAAACAUCUCUAGUCGCUCUCGAUGAUGAUGAUCAUUGCCAGUCGGCCAUCCAGUUGGCAGAUCUUCCAGCUGAUCUUCGUGAUCUGUUGCUGCUUUAUUGCUGGCAGCAAUGCUGUACCAUUUAGAGUGCACAGCAUCCGGCACGAUGAUGGACAUGUGAAAGAGAGGCGGCUGCAAGAGGACGGGUUGACACCAAAGGAGAAGAUGUAUUUAUAUAAAGACGCUGAGUUUGCAGGGACAAUCAAUGAGAAUGAAAACGACCAAGAUGACUAUUACAGUUUAUCCGAUUCAGAUUAUUCAGGUCUGGAUUUAUCCGAGGAGAUAAUUGAACCGGAUCUGCCGAAAAUACCUAAGGGAAAACCAAGCGAUAAAAAAAGUAAUAGUACGAAACGUGAUCCAGUAGAAGAUUUAAUUGCAUCUGCAAUAAAUAUCAGUUGUAAUUCAGCUACGAAAAAAAAUCAAAGAUUGUCCAGCAGCUUUAUUGAUCUUUCUGCACGUCGCGGCAUGGCUGAUCGUCACGAUGAAAUGGAGGCUAAGAUCAUGAGGAGCGUCCACGUAGGUGAAGAUGUUACUCUUUGUUGGAUCGAGACUACCACUAUCAAAGAAAAUACGAGUGUAGUGCCACCAGUACGAUUGGUAAUUAGAGAGUAUACGAUAUCCUUUGAGAAUUCCGCAACUAUUCCCAAUCCUUAUCUGGAGUGCUCCAGAUUACCGGGUGAGAUCGAACCUGGUAUUGGAAAUGACAAAAAUCUUGGGAAAAAAGGUCUUUUUGAAAUAAUUGACGAAGAUACUAAAAAGAGUCGUAUGGUCAAUUUUACCAUUGUCGAUCACGAAGGUGAAAUUGUGAUUUGGAAGCAUAAGCGAGUUCAGUGUGGGGUUGGUUCUGUUGUCACAAAAAGUAUUCUUGAAUGGUCCAGUGAUAGUGCACAGAAUCCUAAAAAGAGGGUUGAAAUCAAGGUCAGUCCAAAAUUAUAUGGAUUUAGUGUUCGAUCGCAGCCUCCAACUACCACCGCCAGGCCUGCCCUUAUGAAUUCGACUGGUUUUGAUCUUACUGCUGUUCCCUCUUUGACAACUGAAAAAUCAUCAAAUGAUGAUUUAUCGCCAAUAAUCAGGAGUACUGCUGAAACCAUUGUUGAUACUACGACAGAUGCUAGUACCACAAUUGAUACUAAUACUGAAACUAGUACCACUGUCACUGAGUGCUGUAACACCGAUCAAACUGAAGAUGCUGAAUCUACUGAACCUACUGAACCAACCGAACCUACCGAACUCACCGUGUCACCAACAACGACAGAAAAUUUGGAAGAACAUUGUAAACCUGGCGAAACAUGCGAAAUAUCCUCCGAAUCAGUCUCAAGCACAGAGUCUUCUACUCACGAUCAGAAAAUCACAUUAAAUGGUUCGGACGAAUCCUGUUCUGCCACCAGUUCUGAAUACUGCGAAACAUCUGAUGAGGUAAUGUUUGAGGACGGGAUUUCAUUUAAAAUAAACGAUACGGUAACAACAAGAGACAAACCUCAGACAGGUGAUCAGGUCGUGAAAUUAUCGACUACUUUUAGCACGGUUCCACCAUCAACAGACUCCAAACUUAGCUUUGCCUCAGAAGACGGCAGUGUUAUUACUACUACUGAAAGUUUAGCUCAGUCAACUGUAGUGUUAACAGAAGGUACUACCUUAAAGGACGAUAUGAAUUUAGCAACAUCUGGAUUAAGAAAAAAUUGUAUAGAUGACAAUUGCCACACGACGACAGAAAUAAACAACGUUGAAGAUGAAACAUUAUUAACGACAGUAUUGACAGAAGAGACGGGUACAGAAGAAGCAGAAACAAAUAUAUUAAUAACAGACUCAAUACCAACAACAAUGGAAAGUCGUCGUAGUACAAUACCCACGCCGCAAACAGGUAUAACAACAACCGAUACUAGUUCCGUUCAUAGCAAUCUAACUGUCAGUACAGAAACCAAGCACCGAUUGGUCCUCAAAAUUAAAGUGACACUGGAGCACGUAAACGAGCGCAUGGAGAAGCAGAAUCUGAUUGAAGUAGAAAAAAAUCUUCUUUUGCAUGAAGAUCCACGUGAACAUAGCAACAACUCAAUCAUGAGCCAAGUUCGAGCGUUGAAUGACAGUAUCAGUUUUCAAAAGUUGCAGACUCUCUUUAAUUGCUCUUCACUUGAGAAAUUGAACAAACGCAUCUCCAAGUGGGCGGUGGCUCAUUACUCCACGUCAUUGUCUGAAGAUCAAUUGGCAACAACUUCUGCAUCAGAAUUAUUGAACGAGACAAGCAGUCAGCGGCGAAAAAAAAGAGCGCUUGAUAACAAUGCAAAUGAAGAUCUUCGCACGGGUAUUGACAGGUUACUUGAUUCAUCGCUGACACAGGAAGGAAGAAAGAAUUUAAGUCGUGCUAAAGAAGAAAGACCAAAAAGGCUGGACGACAACUAUCGUGUACUGCGACGAUGGACUCGAGAAACUUUAGCGAAAAGCUCUGAUGGUUCGGCUGGAUUGAACACGCUUACCGAGUUCAGCAUUUACGCACCACGUUAAGAAUUUUAUUAAAAUAUAAUUCAGUACUUGUGUUACAUUCAAAAUUAUUCGAAAAAAAACUUCGCCCCAUUUAAAAUUAGUAAUAGAAUAUAAAAUGGAAACUA